AAUACAUAAGCACUUUCGCUGGUGUUUGAAUCCUGACUCCUCAGAGAGUGUACAAAUAGGUAAAGGCGGAGUUUAGGUUUUCUGGCUAUUUUGAAAGUGACCGCGGAGACGAAGAAAUGAGAGAGAUUAUUAGUAUACACAUUGGACAAGCUGGAAUUCAGGUCGGCAAUUCAUGUUGGGAGCUUUAUUGCCUCGAACAUGGCAUUCAGCCUGAUGGGAUGAUGCCCGGUGAUCCCUCAGUGGGCUCUUGCCAUGAUGCCUUCAACACAUUCUUCAGUGAAACUGGUGCUGGCAAGCACGUGCCAAGGGCUGUGUUUGUUGAUCUUGAACCAACAGUCAUUGAUGAAGUUAGAACUGGUACUUACCGCCAACUUUUCCACCCAGAGCAGCUUAUUUCUGGCAAGGAAGAUGCAGCUAACAACUUUGCGAGGGGGCACUAUACUGUUGGGAAGGAAAUUGUUGAUCUUUGCCUUGAUAGAGUGAGGAAGUUGGCUGAUAACUGUACUGGGCUCCAAGGAUUUUUGGUGUUUAAUGCUGUUGGUGGUGGCACUGGUUCUGGUCUGGGGUCUUUGCUGUUAGAACGCUUGUCUGUAGAUUAUGGGAAGAAGUCAAAGCUUGGCUUCACUAUCUACCCUUCUCCUCAGGUGUCAACAGCAGUUGUCGAGCCUUAUAACAGUGUUCUGUCUACUCAUUCCCUUCUUGAGCACACAGAUGUUGCUGUGCUUUUGGAUAAUGAAGCUAUUUACGACAUAUGCCGCAGAUCUCUAGAUAUUGAGAGGCCAACAUACACUAAUUUGAAUCGAUUGAUUUCUCAAAUCAUAUCAUCUUUGACAACUUCAUUGAGGUUUGAUGGAGCAAUCAAUGUUGAUAUUACAGAGUUCCAGACCAACCUUGUACCAUAUCCCCGUAUCCAUUUCAUGCUCUCAUCAUAUGCCCCUGUCAUCUCAGCUGAAAAAGCGUACCAUGAACAGCUAUCAGUUCCAGAGAUCACAAAUGCAGUGUUUGAGCCCUCAAGUAUGAUGGCCAAGUGUGAUCCCAGGCAUGGGAAAUACAUGGCUUGCUGCUUGAUGUAUCGGGGAGAUGUUGUUCCCAAAGAUGUAAAUGCUGCUGUAGCCACCAUCAAAACCAAACGAACUGUACAGUUUGUUGACUGGUGUCCAACAGGAUUCAAAUGUGGUAUUAACUAUGAGCCUCCAACCGUUGUACCUGGGGGUGACCUGGCCAAGGUGCAGCGAGCUGUGUGCAUGAUUAGCAACAACACAGCGGUGGCUGAAGUGUUCUCUCGCAUUGAUCACAAAUUUGAUCUCAUGUAUGCCAAGAGGGCAUUUGUGCACUGGUAUGUCGGUGAAGGCAUGGAAGAAGGUGAAUUCUCAGAAGCACGUGAAGAUUUGGCUGCACUUGAGAAAGAUUAUGAAGAAGUAGGUGCAGAAGGUGUUGAUGAUGAGGAGGAAGGUGAAGACUAUUGAUGCACCUUCAACUAGUAAAAGAUACUUUUGAAUGGCAUUUAUGUGGAAGUUGGUCUGUCCACAACCAAUAGCCCGUAGCUUUAUAUUGUUGUGUUGUUUCUCUUGUUUAGCACUGUUAAUUUUCGUUGUUAAAAAUGCCAAAAUUGUGUCUAUGCUGUGAUUCAAUGUGCUUUUCAAGGUACGAAUGAAGUAAUGUUUUGACAUUA
Messenger RNA from Pistacia vera, 1672 nucleotides. RefSeq names its product tubulin alpha-3 chain. Lineage: Eukaryota; Viridiplantae; Streptophyta; Magnoliopsida; Sapindales; Anacardiaceae. Gene Ontology annotation, cellular component: cytoplasm; microtubule. The coding region runs from base 117 to 1466 and encodes 449 amino acids. The record is from RefSeq and is a predicted model, not a curated record. The transcript has 5 exons. Gene Ontology annotation, molecular function: GTP binding; structural constituent of cytoskeleton. Gene Ontology annotation, biological process: microtubule cytoskeleton organization; mitotic cell cycle.